AUGGCCAAAGACCAGAAGGCUGCUCCACACCGAGCCUCAUUUUUUUCAGAAAAGCCCGUCUCCCCACCGCGCACUGCUAAACGACAAUUAUCGACAAGUAAAGGCGGUGACGUUCAUGACUUUUUCAAACCCGCAUCCAAGAAACCGAAAGUCCAGAAAAUCGCCUGGCGCAUUAUAGACAACAGUUGCUUGGUUGGGAAAUACGCAUCUGAACCAAACGCUAAUACGGAAGAAAUCGUUACCCCCAAAAAGAAGCCUGUUGCGGUUUUUGAUCUUGAUCACACAUUGAUCAAGACAAAAUCGGGCAAUACCUUCCCCAGAGAUGCGAAUGACUGGGUGUGGUGGGAUGCGCAGGUUCCGCGGAAGUUGAAGGAGCUGCACUCCGACGGGUACCAGGUCGUGAUCCUCAGCAACCAAAAGAAAGUCCUCCUCAAGCACACCAAGAAGUCUGCGCUCGGCGAGCCCAAAAGCCUAUCUAUCUUCAAGGACAAAGCUGGGUCGAUUAUGAGAGCGCUGGAUGUACCGCUAAGUGUCUACGCUGCGACGGAGUAUGACGAAUAUCGGAAACCGCGCAUAGGCAUGUGGAAUAUGAUGCUGGAUGAUUAUGAUCUUAACAUGGAGGGCGCAAUGGACCUACAGGGCUCUGUGUUUGUAGGUGAUGCUGCAGGACGGCCUGGGGACCACUCGUGCGUGGACCGCAAUUUCGCAACGAAUGUCGGCAUAGCAUUCAAGACACCUGAGGAGUUCUUCCGCGGAGAAGCUGCUCAAGCAGUUGAAGUGUUUGAUCCGAGGAAACUUAUUAAAACCGAGACGAACGGUCAACCAGCCAUCGAAUUCACAAAGCCGCCGGGCCAAGAGCUUGUGAUAUUCUGCGGCAGCCCGGGGGCGGGAAAGUCGACAUUCUAUUGGAAAUAUCUCGAGCCGCUGGGGUACGAGCGGGUGAAUCAGGACAUUCUUAAAACUGUAAGCAUGGAGCUCCUUGUGUACGCCGUCACACGUAUCCUACAGUACAUCCUAUACCAGCGCCCAAAAUGUUUGAAGGUUGCAAGCGAAUAUCUCCAAGCUGGUAAAUAUGUUGCUGUCGAUAACACCAAUGCAAACGUUGAAACACGAGAGCAUUGGAUAAGUAUGGCAAAGGAGCACAAGGUGCCGAUUCGAUGCGUAUACUUUUCUACUCCACAAGAUAUUUGCAACCACAACAAUGCCGUUCGCGCGGCAAACUCGAAACUUGAGUCAAUCAACCCGGAAAACCGCACCUUCUUGCCCCCCGUCGCAUUCAGGGACUUUCUACGCCGGUUCGAGGAACCGCAGCUGUCUGAAGGCCUUCAGGAAAUCAUCCGCGUGGAUUUUCUGUUCGAAGGCGACGCGGCUGCAAAGCAAGCGUGGUCGCAGCAUUGGGUAUAA
This is a messenger RNA of Ophidiomyces ophidiicola, 1404 nucleotides long. RefSeq names its product DNA kinase/phosphatase Pnk1 (gene pnk1). Gene Ontology annotation, biological process: DNA repair. The transcript has 9 exons. The record is from RefSeq and is a predicted model, not a curated record. Bases 1 to 1404 code for a protein of 467 amino acids. Lineage: Eukaryota; Fungi; Ascomycota; Eurotiomycetes; Onygenales; Onygenaceae. Gene Ontology annotation, molecular function: polynucleotide 3'-phosphatase activity; ATP-dependent polydeoxyribonucleotide 5'-hydroxyl-kinase activity; double-stranded DNA binding.